This is a messenger RNA of Caretta caretta (loggerhead turtle), 1153 nucleotides long. RefSeq names its product FXYD domain containing ion transport regulator 6 (gene FXYD6). NCBI's taxonomy places the organism in Eukaryota, Metazoa, Chordata, Testudines, Cheloniidae. Gene Ontology annotation, biological process: monoatomic ion transport; regulation of sodium ion transmembrane transporter activity. The record is from RefSeq and is a predicted model, not a curated record. Gene Ontology annotation, molecular function: sodium channel regulator activity. Gene Ontology annotation, cellular component: membrane.
CUCCCAGGCUGACAAACGCGCACGUGCCCGGGGUACACCCAGCCAGGGGGGGCCGGGGGCUGCGUGUUUGCAGCCAGCGAGGAGCCAUUCGGCAGCUGACGCCGAGGCAGCCUGGCUCCCCAUGUGAGCCGCUCGCCCAGCCCGGCUCUCUCCCGCCCCGCGCACACGCAGGGCUCCGGCCCGGGGGCUUCUGCUCACGGGAGAGGCGGCAGCAGCGGAGCCCCCCACGGUCCCGCCCCGGAUUCGGUCGGGGACUGGAGGCACGUGACCUGCCUUGUCGUUUCCAUGCCAACUCCCUGGUACCACGAUUCCCCCUCUCUCACAUGGUUGCCUGGAUACCAGUUAUCCCUGCCUGGUGGAUCCAUGUUCACCACUCACCAGGCAUCCACAGUGGCCAUGGAAACAGCGCUGAUCUUUCUGUGCUCUCUGCUGGUGCCUGUGGUCGUAGCGGACGCAGCCAAUCAAGAGAAGGAAAAAGAUCCUUUCAACUAUGAUUACCAGAGUUUGAGGAUCGGCGGUUUGGUGUUUGCCGUGGUCUUGUUUUCUGUUGGAAUUCUCCUUAUACUCAGCAGGAGGUGCAGAUGCAGCUUCAACCAAAAGCCCAGAGCCCCUGGGGAUGAGGAGGCUCAAGCGGAGAACUUGAUUGCCUCAAACGUAAUGGCGUUUGUCCACCCGCCCCCUAUUAAUAUGCUUUCCCGGUGGUGCACGCGCCCAGGCCAAGGCACCGCUGGACGGCUCACUGGGAAGAUGGCUGACGAGAUCGUCCCCGAGCAGGUGCCUGACAAGUUCACCUAUGAUUACGAGACCAUUCGGAAUGGGGGGCUGAUCUUCGCCGUGGUGGCUUUUGUGGUCGGACUCCUCAUCAUCCUCAGUCGGCGAUUCCGCUGCGGAGCAAAGAAAAGAAGGAGACAAGGUGACGAUGAUGAGCUGUAGCUGCAGAGCUGCCUGGACUGUCUGGAAAGAGGCUUCCUGCCCAGUGCUCUGUCGGAGUCGAGGGAAUUCUCUCCAGGAGCCAAGCCCCUUGCACCGGAGACAUUAACCCUCUCAGCCCUGCACCUCUAUACAAAUCCUUUUCAUGGCUUUCCUUUGUAAAAUCGGUUCAGUACUUCUUUGCCUCAAUAAAGCUCCUGCUGAGAGAGGGUUAAAGCUUGUA